Cinara cedri is the source of this 1074-nucleotide messenger RNA. The record is from the annotation of a GenBank genome assembly. NCBI's taxonomy places the organism in Eukaryota, Metazoa, Arthropoda, Insecta, Hemiptera, Aphididae.
AUGUCAGAUACAGAAACAAAGAGCAAUGAUGGAUCUAGUGUUCGCGGUAGCAUUAGCCGUCGAUCAUCGAUUAUACUCCAAGGACCUGAGAAGAUUGUAUGUUCAGAAAAAGAUGAUUCAAUUAACAUUGAAUUCAAUUAUUAUACAUCAAUGUUAAAAAAAUUUGCACCUUCGUUAAGUAAAGAAAAGGACAAAGAGAAGAUAAUACCAUGGAUCAGGAAAUUAUAUGGUGCAGAAUACGCAACGGAAUUUUUUAAAUAUAAACGAAAUAAGUAUCUUUUCACAAUGAUUUUAUCUAUUCUCAAUGAUGAAAUGUAUGGUGUAUUUAAAUCCAUUCCACCAACGGGUCCUUUAAAAUCGCCCGAAAGUUUACCUAUUCCUUCAAUGCCUUCAGCUACUUGGGAAUUGGAUAAUAUGUGGGAAGAUCUGUUAAAAGGUGAGGAUAAUGUUAAAACAAUGUGUUCAAUGCAUGUUAAAUGUCCUGAAGAAGAAGACAUCGAUGAUCCUGAUGAAGAAAUAGACACAACCAACAUGUCAGAAGAAGAAAAAAAUGAGUUAGCUAAUAGAAUCAAUGAAAAAAGAGAAAGAAACAACGAAGAUAAACAUAAAAAAGCCAUGUUUAGUACAUUACUCGAUUGUGAAUUUCAAUACUUGUUACAUAUUGCUCGACCUUAUGCUGCGUUAAUGACUACAGUACAAGAUAAAACUCGAGUAGCAAAGUGGUUACAGAAGUUAUGUGGUAUACGAAUGGAUGUCAAAUGUGCAAAAAUGAAAGGCGUACGAAAUGAUUAUAUGAUGGCAUUACUAGGGUACCUAUAUGAUUUGAGAUUAACAGGACCAUUUGAACACCCACCUCCUGAUGGACCAUUGGAAAAUUUAGAAAGUGCUAUGGAAAAGCUAAAAGAUAGUUAUCCAAUAACUAUACCAUCACAAAAUGAUGUAAAUGAGUUUUUAUCUGAUCAACCGGCACCGUCCGAAGGAGGAGCUUUUUGUUACAUAGCUAUUAGUGGCGAUUUGCAAGCAACAAAUUUGAUCAAGUCAAAACCAGUGCAUACUAAAGACUGUUCAAAAUGA